AUGGCGUCUUUACUAGGCGUUGGCUACGAGUCCAGCGACGAUGACGCCACUGUGCCCAACCCUUCAGUAACGACCGCAACCACGAUCGUUGCUGCACCAGACGUCAAUACAGAGGACCAUGCGCAUAUGCAGAUGACCCUCACCAACACCUCGUCGCAAGCCCUCACCUACAACGCCACAUACGAUGAUCUCAUGCGUCCAUCGCAGGGUCCCGCAAACCCUUUCAAAUCAGCAGGUCCUGGAAACGGAGUCAAGCGCAAGAAUGUCCCGACGGGCUUCGCGGAGGAAGCGGCCAUCAGCGAGUCGACAUUCGCCGCUCAACAUCGCACAUUCCAAAGUCUGGGAUACACGCGCAACCCAACUCAGCCGGACCAGUUCGUCGGAAACAUGGAGAAUGUCGCGCAGUUUGGGGGACGGGAUGUUGUGCAGAUGAAGCCUUCCAAGGAAGCGUCGGCCGCAUGGCGAGCAAAGCGACAGAAGAAAGGCGACUCCAGUGUUGUCGAGGGUGAUGGUGCGUACCUUGGGCCUUGGGCGAAAUAUCAGAAUGACCAACAAUAUGACGAAAUCGAGGUUGGCUCGGGAGAAGAGCACGAGCUCGCAAGCGACGAGGAAUGGGUGGAAGAGGAUGAGACUCUGGCACCCGCGGCGCCCAUGCCGGCCAUGAGCAAGGCGGCUACCGAGUACCAGGGCGAUACGUCGAAGGUGGAAACUACCGAGUUUCACGGCUCAGAGCAGUUCGACUACCAGGGUCGGACGUAUAUGCAUGUUCCUCAGGAUCUGGAUAUCGACCUCCAGAAGGAAGUCGGUAGCGUCAAGAACUACGUGCCCAAGAAGCUGGUGCACACCUGGAGGUCUCACACGAAGCCUAUCACCUCCCUUCGCUUCUUCCCAACCUCUGGUCACUUGCUUCUUUCCUCCGCUGCCGAUGGAAAGGCCAAAAUCUGGGAUGUGUACCAUUCCCGGGAGCUCCUGCGGACUUUCUCUGGACAUUCCAAGGCCAUUACCGACACGGAUUUCGACCCUACUGGGAAAACCUUCCUUACUGGUUCCUACGACCGACAAAUCAAACUCUGGGAUACAGAGUACGGAAAGUGCUUGGGGCGUUUCUCGACCGGCAAGACGCCGCACGUUGUACGUUUCAACCCUGGUGUCGAGCAUGGGCACGAGUUCCUCGCUGGUAUGUCGGACAAGAAGAUCGUGCAAUUCGACACACGAUCUGGCGAAUUGGUCCAAGAAUACGACCACCAUCUGGCAGCCGUCAACACCAUCACCUUCGUCGACGACAACCGACGCUUCAUCUCUACUUCAGAUGACAAGUCGCUGCGUGCUUGGGAGUACGGUAUCCCCGUUCCUAUCAAGUUCAUCGCUGAGCCAUACAUGUUCGCCCUCACCCGGGCCACACCUCACCCCAACGGCAAGUACGUGGCUUUCCAGUCUGGUGAUAAUCAGAUUGUGGUCUACGGAGCCACAGACAAGUUCCGACAGAACCGCAAGAAGAGCUUCCGCGGACACAACAAUGCUGGAUACGGCAUUGAUAUCAAGAUCUCACCCGAUGGCCAGUUCAUCGCCUCUGGGGAUAGCGGCGGCUACGCUUGCUUCUGGGAUUGGAAGACUGGCAAAAUGUACCAUAAGAUUCUGGCCGGCGGGAAGGAGGGUGGCGCUGUCACCUGCCUGGACUGGCAUCCGCAAGAGACAAGCAAGGUUGUUACUGGCGGGUUGGAAGGCGUUAUCAAGUAUUGGGAUUAA
This is a messenger RNA of Penicillium canariense, 1746 nucleotides long. Its product is annotated as WD40 repeat domain-containing protein. The transcript has 2 exons. Lineage: Eukaryota; Fungi; Ascomycota; Eurotiomycetes; Eurotiales; Aspergillaceae. Gene Ontology annotation, biological process: mRNA splicing, via spliceosome. The record is from RefSeq and is a predicted model, not a curated record. The coding region runs from base 1 to 1746 and encodes 581 amino acids. Gene Ontology annotation, molecular function: protein binding; mRNA binding. Gene Ontology annotation, cellular component: catalytic step 2 spliceosome.